AUUUGGGCAUAGUUGGCCUGUCAAAUGCUAUGAGAAUUGCCUCGAGGCGCCUGAAGCUUAUUAUAAAACGUUUGCCCGAACCACUCAUAACCAACGUUGUUUCUCCGUUUCGAUCAACAUAAUAUGGGAUUCCUCGACUUUCUGUUCUCGGUUAUCAAAGCAUUUUGCGGAGAAUCGUCUCCAGCAGAAGGCGAAAGGCCUACUGGCGAGCAGAGACCACCGCGACCACAGCAGCCACAAACACCUCUUACAGGUGCUUGGCCUUCUCAAGCUCAACAUGAUCGUAUACGAUACCAAGACCAGAACCAAGCCAAUCAACAGAAUGAACACUUCACAUCCCUCCGCGCUAAAGCGAACCAGGAGGGAGAUGCGAUGGCUAGAUGCUUCCAGCAGAGCCACGAGGCGUAUGCACGCCGCGCAGGUGCGCUAGCUAAGGAACUCUCAGAGAAGGGCAAGCAGCACGAACGUACCAUGGAAGCCCUGAACGCUGAGGCUAGUGCAUGGAUAUUCCGAGAGAACAAUUCGGACAGCAAGCCAGGCGAAUUGGAUCUACACGGGCUCUACGUCAAGGAAGCCAUAUCAUAUUCGGAUAAAGCUAUCAAGGAGGCUCGACAGCGCGGGGAUUCACAAAUCCGCCUCAUAGUUGGCAAAGGCUUGCACUCGAAUGGCCAGGUCGCUAAGAUCAAACCGGCCCUAGAGGACUUGAUGAGACAGCACAACCUUCCUGCCGAGGUGGACCCACAGAAUGCAGGCGUUCUGAUCGUGCAGUUAGCUUGACCAUCAACUGCGAUACCUUUUUGUGAAUACUGAACGGACGCAUCUGAUUCAAUGUACUGCGGGUACAUCCGACUGCGAUAUUGCGCUCGUCUCCAGUUCAUCUGCGAAACAAAGGCAUGAUAUUGAUGUGUGUAUAAUUGUGUAUUUGUUUUCAUGUAUACCACUGUGACAU
This is a messenger RNA of Suillus paluster, 949 nucleotides long. Its product is annotated as DUF1771-domain-containing protein. Bases 124 to 777 code for a protein of 217 amino acids. Lineage: Eukaryota; Fungi; Basidiomycota; Agaricomycetes; Boletales; Suillaceae. The record is from RefSeq and is a predicted model, not a curated record. The transcript is spliced from 6 exons.